Molecule: messenger RNA, 770 nt
Organism: Tilletiaria anomala UBC 951
Lineage: Eukaryota; Fungi; Basidiomycota; Exobasidiomycetes; Georgefischeriales; Tilletiariaceae
Exons: 1
Coding region: 154-675 (173 amino acids)
Source: RefSeq, a predicted model, not a curated record
AGCCAUCAGCUGCUGUAGCUGACGCUGUUCAUCUACAGCGUAUCUACUACAUGCCAGUCGUUCUGGAUCUCGCACUUCACACGGAAUCAGCUCGCCGCAUUCGCGUUCGCUGCCGCGACGAAUGUCGUGGCGCAGCUGAUCUUCGUUGCAUGCAUGCUCUCCGCCGUCACGUUUGUCGUCACGCAGGGCCUGCUCCGCGACUUGCUCCAGAUCUACCAUGCGGUCGGGAUCGUCUCGCCGGGGAUCGGCAUGACAUGCGCGGGUAAGGUCUCCGAAAAUAUGCUUAAUCUACUCUGCAAUGGUUGCGGCGGCUAUUCGACGUUAUUCCUGGGGUUCAUGGAAAAAUUCAGCGAACUGAACCUCGAUGCCGUGUUGUGGAUCGUCGUCGCUUUCACCAUCACCAUGUCUGCUGACGACGCACUCGAUGGAGGAGGUGGACGCGCUGGCGAGCCGCAGCGCCCUCCAGGCCAGUCACUUUGGCGAUUUCGACACGCUCAACAGCCUGCGCAGACGCCGCACCGUGUGAGAGGUGCAUUUCAGCACCCGGUUGCUCUAUGCGGAUGCUGCUUCUCCGGGGGGCGGCAGGGAUCGACGAUCAAAUUGUGCAGCCGAUCAGCCUCGCAUCGCUGUUUGUGCAAAUGGUGCGCGAGGCGAAUUUGUCGUGGGCGAGGAUGAUGUCGGGUAAGCGGACCAGGCGCGUGCGACUGGACGGGGGUCGGCAUGUAUAUGAGCGCGCCUGGCUUCGUGCAUGGCUCCCAACCCAUCCCUUC